Messenger RNA from Dipodomys ordii (Ord's kangaroo rat), 273 nucleotides. RefSeq names its product neurturin (gene Nrtn). NCBI's taxonomy places the organism in Eukaryota, Metazoa, Chordata, Mammalia, Rodentia, Heteromyidae. Gene Ontology annotation, molecular function: growth factor activity; receptor tyrosine kinase binding; glial cell-derived neurotrophic factor receptor binding. The transcript is spliced from 2 exons. Bases 10 to 273 code for a protein of 87 amino acids. The record is from RefSeq and is a predicted model, not a curated record.
AGGCUGACGAUGCAGCGCUGGAAGGCGGCAGCCCUGGUCUCCAUGAUCUGCAGCUCCGUGCUGUCCGUGUGGCUGUGUCGCGAGGGUCACCUGCUCGGCCACCGGCUGGGGCCCGCGCUGGCCCCGCUGCGCCGCCCGCCGCGCACUCUGGACGCCCGCAUCGCUCGCCUGGCCCAGUCGACGGCCUACGAGGACGAGGUCUCCUUCAUGGACGUGCACAGCCGCUACCACACCGUGCACGAGCUGUCGGCGCGCGAGUGCGCCUGCGUGUGA